Molecule: messenger RNA, 1351 nt
Organism: Eublepharis macularius
Lineage: Eukaryota; Metazoa; Chordata; Lepidosauria; Squamata; Eublepharidae
Gene: CYRIA
Product: CYFIP related Rac1 interactor A
Exons: 13
Coding region: 216-1187 (323 amino acids)
Biological process (GO): regulation of actin filament polymerization
Molecular function (GO): small GTPase binding
Source: RefSeq, a predicted model, not a curated record
CCCGCCCGCCCGGCUGCCUUCUCCCCUCCCCUCCUCCCGAGCAGGGUCGGGUCAUCCUAGCGAGCGCCGCCCGGGCAUGGCUGAGCGAGCCGUUGUCUGCAGCGCGGAGGCGAAGGGAGCAGAUUUUACUCUUCACUUAGAACUCUAAGAAGCUUUGGAGAAUUUCUGAAAAGCUUAUUGACUGUCAGAAGUAAUAAAUUUCCAGGUUUGCUGGUAUGGGUAACCUUCUUAAAGUCCUUUCCAGGGAAAUUGAAAACAACCCACAUUUUUUCCUGGAUUUUGAAAAUGCUCAGCCAACAGAGGGAGAAAGGGAAGUAUGGAACCAAGUCAGUGCUGUGCUGCAGGAUUCGGAGAGCAUGCUGUCAGAUCUGCAGUCCUACAAAGGAGCUGGACAAGAGAUUAGAGAUGCAAUACAAAACCCAAAUGAUAUUCAGCUUCAAGAAAGAGCCUGGAAUUCAGUAUGUCCCCUGGUGGUGAGGUUGAAGCGAUUUUAUGAAUUUUCCAUCAGAUUAGAGAAAGCCCUGCAGAGCUUGUUGGAGUCCCUCACCUGCCCCCCCUACACACCAACUCAGCACUUAGAGCGAGAACAGGCCCUUGCCAAGCAGUUCGCCGCCAUCUUACAUUUUACUCUCCGUUUUGAUGAACUCAAGAUGAGAAACCCAGCAAUUCAGAAUGACUUCAGCUAUUACAGGAGGACAAUAAGUCGCAACAGAAUAAAUAAUAUGCAUCUCGACAUUGAGAAUGAAGUCAACAAUGAGAUGGCCAAUAGAAUGUCCCUCUUUUAUGCAGAAGCUACACCUGUGUUGAAAACACUGAGCAAUGCUACAAUGCGCUUUGUUGCAGAGAACAAAACCCUACCAAUUGAGAAUACGACAGACUGUCUAAGUACGAUGGCCAGUGUAUGUAAAGUCAUGCUGGAAACACCAGAAUACAAAAGUAGGUUCACGAGUGAAGAGACCCUUAUGUUCUGCAUGAGAGUAAUGGUUGGUGUUAUUAUUCUCUACGACCACGUCCAUCCUGUGGGAGCUUUCUCCAAGGCCUCAAAGAUUGAUAUGAAAGGUUGCAUAAAGGUUUUAAAGGAACAGCCUCCAGACACCGUUGAAGGACUGUUGAAUGCUCUCAGGUUCACUACAAAACACCUGAAUGAUGAAUCAACUUCAAGACAAGUUCGAGCUAUGCUUCAGUGAUGCCCUCUUUGGACAAGUGGACUUUUGUAUUAUUUAGAGAAGAUGUUUGUUUACAUAAUUUAAUAGUGUGUGGUGUUUAAAUACAUAUGCGUAUUUACCUAACAUAACAACUGUUGCUACGGUAUGUGGACUUGUAUUAAUAAAGUGACUGACUCUGUAUGGCA